AUGGCAAACCCUCCCGACGAAGAAGAUGAUUACUUAACAAUGACCUUCGAGGAGCCAAAUCCAUCUACAAAGAAAGAGACACUUACCCAAAAGAAACGACGGCAGGCUCGAGAAGCUGAAGCCAAAGGUCGACCCAAGUCAAAAGCCGAAUUAGCUGCUGAAGAAGCAGUGAAACGAGAUGAAGCCCUCAAGACCAAUACUUUGGACACAAGCAGCAGAGGCUUCAAGAUGAUGGCUGCUCUGGGCUACAAACCAGGUACUGCUCUAGGUGCUACGAGAUCCGAGGAUGGCGACGGCGCCGCAGAGACACGUCUACUUGAGCCAAUCGGUCUCGAAAUGAGAGAAGGACGUGCGGGCAUUGGUGCAGACGCUGAGAACAAGCGCAAGUUUCGAGAGGAAGCCGCAGCAGCGGAAGAAGAGAUUAAGAAGAGAAAGGUCGACGAAGGCGACUUCCGGGAACGCCAACAAAAGGAACGCGAGGAGAAGCGAACCGAAGGCCAGGUAUAUGGGGCAAUGAAGGUUUGUGAACGGCUCGAAGAGAAUGAAGCCAAUAAUCACUUGGAGGGACAUUCCGUCAACAAGCCACGUACGGAAACGUUCCAAAGCGUCAACGUCCUCUGGCGAGGACUAGUCAAGCAGAGAUUGUUACAGGAGCGAGAUCGCCGCAUGAGAUACGACCUGCACCAAUCGCUCUCGCGCCGAGCUGAGAACGAUGACCCGGAGGAGGAUAAGGACGACAAGAUUGCGUUGAACAAGAGUGCCGAGAUCGAAGAAGUGGACAUUGAUUUGGAUCAGGAUGAUGAAGAGCUCGAUGAGUUUGAGAUUUUACCUGCCGCCGACAAGCUUGCCAGACUUACAACAUAUCUGCGCGAGAAGUGGCACUAUUGUUUCUGGUGCAAGUAUCAAUACCCUGACGAGUCCAUGGAUGGCUGUCCAGGUUUGACUGAGGAAGAACACGACUGA
This is a messenger RNA of Cyphellophora europaea CBS 101466, 963 nucleotides long. RefSeq lists its product as uncharacterized. Gene Ontology annotation, molecular function: nucleic acid binding. The coding region runs from base 1 to 963 and encodes 320 amino acids. Gene Ontology annotation, cellular component: kinetochore. The transcript has a single exon. NCBI's taxonomy places the organism in Eukaryota, Fungi, Ascomycota, Eurotiomycetes, Chaetothyriales, Cyphellophoraceae. The record is from RefSeq and is a predicted model, not a curated record.